Messenger RNA from Pseudozyma hubeiensis SY62, 2028 nucleotides. RefSeq lists its product as hypothetical. Gene Ontology annotation, cellular component: nucleus. Lineage: Eukaryota; Fungi; Basidiomycota; Ustilaginomycetes; Ustilaginales; Ustilaginaceae. The transcript has a single exon. Gene Ontology annotation, molecular function: DNA binding. Bases 1 to 2028 code for a protein of 675 amino acids. The record is from RefSeq and is a predicted model, not a curated record.
AUGUUUGCCAACCAUCACGCCAGCGCACCCGUGUCGCCGUCUGAUGGUCUCCGUGCAAGUUCCUUCACCACUUUUUUCCAGUACACUGGUUCUCGCCAAGACCAGAGCGUCAGCAUGACUGAUCACGCCUCCGUGCUUGCUCAAGGCGGUACGAACAGCCUUUGGCGACCGCAUCCCAAUUUUGCAGCCUCAAGUGCCCCGUCUGUACGCUCUACUUCGCCCUCGACCAGCUUGGCUUCAACAUCCAUGACGUCCAUCUCACCCCUGGGCAGCACUCGCAUAAACCCUGAUGGCUCGUUCACCUCGCAAGAGUGCUCUUUCGACAGUCUGUCCAAUGCUGCCUCGGGCUCUUUCAGCCGGGCGUCGUCUGCGUCGGAGGACGUCUUCUCUUACGAUCUCGGCUCGCUGGGCGUGCCUCCUUCUCUGCGCAUGUCCAAGCAGAAGAAGAAGCUCCGUAAUAUCGACCGCAAAAUGAUCUGCGACUAUUCGGCCGCCAAUCCACAGGUCAAGCAGGAUGCUAUCGCCCAUCAAUUUGGCAUUGAACGCAGCACGGUCAGCAAGAUCCUCAAGCAAAAGGAUAAGUGGCUCGCCAUUCAGCCCGGCAGCGACGCAGCCCGCAUCGCCAAGCACCGCGCCGUCAAGUUCCCUGCCGUCGAGGACCGUUUGACAGCUUGGGUCGCCGAGCUUGAGGCGAGGGGGGAGGCGAUUCGCGAUACGACUAUCCGCAACGAAGCCUUGCGAAUCGCCCGCGAGCUAGGUCUGGGGGAGGAUAAAUUCAAAGCAUCGGGCGGCUGGAUCGAAAAGUUCAGAGAGCGCAACCAGAUUCCCAAGCCUCAGAGCAUCGACACCAAGAGCGAGCUCUCCAAUGUAGCUGGACCUACCAGCGAGCCAACGCCCGCGGCCGGCACUCCUGGCGCGCUGAAAAAGGAAGGCUCUGAGGAUGCGUUGACGGCAUCGAUGACGAUCGCCCCGUCCGCCUCAGCAAGCAUGGGCACUCGUCCACCGUCGGCUCGACGCCAAGCGACGAGGGGCGGCAGGCCGAAAUCGACACCUCAGAAGCGAGCCAGAGAGGAGGACGCGAGCAUGCAAGCCACCCUGGGCUUGUCGCCGCUCAGCAACGACAUGGCUCGUAUGCAUUUUAGCGGCGGAGUGUCUCCUGCAACACUGUGUGACUCUGCUUUCUUCAGUCCUGACCUGUACGUGCCUCAUCCCUCGAUGCCACCACCGUCGCAGGACUACGCUUUCCUGCAACAGAGUCAUGGCGGUACCUCGGUACAGUCUCUAGCAAUGGAUUGCGACCUGGAGUCGGAUCGCAAGCGCAGAAGAGCCGUUGAAGAAUUCCAGGCUACCCAAUCGGCGAUGGCUCUGGGUCCCGUCACCAUUAUCCAAUUCUCGCCCGUGGCUGCCGAGUCAGCUUCGUUAGCCCAGGAUCAAACGUCGGCACAACUCUCGCAGGGUCUCGAGCAACCGGUCACGCCCCCGCAGAGGAGCAGCUCGCGAGGCCGACGGAAUGCAGCCAAGACCUCCGCCGGUAGCAGGGGAGGACGCUCGCGUCGCGGCAAAGGACGCCUGUCGAACGUCAACCACACACCCCAGACUCCGUCGCCUCUGUCCAUGUCGCCUGCCGACCCGAGUGGGGAAUCUGGCUCGCGUGAAUUGACCGCUGCAGACGCGGAGCAGAUCACGGCCGCCACACUCGAACGCAUCCGAGCGCUUCAGGACUCGGGUAACGCUUCCUCACACGUCACGGCUGAGCAGGCGCAGCAGUCUUUGGAACUCGUCCUGAGAUUCCUGCGCGAGCAGCCGAGCGAUUUCCUGCCGCCGACCCACUUUGUCGUUUUUGGACAUCUCCAGGCCAAUAUCGAGCAGAAGAUCCGAGAUCGAUCGACCGACGGAUCGCUGGCUGAGUGCACAAGUCCACACGUGCCUUCGCCGCUGCUGCAGGCCGCCGAACUCAACGGCGAAACUCGUGCCGAUAGCAGCGAAGAGCAGCGAGAGGAUGUCUUGCCCUGUAUCGAUGAGCAGUGA